UUGUCAACCGUUUUGUAACAUACCGCAGGUUCAAAAUGGAAUCUCUCCAUUCCAUUACCGAGAGUCUGCAUGAAGGAGACUUCCUGGCUUCUAUCGACCUUAAGGAAGCGUAUCUCCAUGUGUCCAUUUGCAUAGCCCACAGAAAGUUUCUUCGGUUUGCCUUUGGCCACCAACAUUUUCAAUAUACAGUGAUGCCAUUUGGCCUCUCCUCUGCUCCAAGAGUAUUUACCAAGGUGCUACUCAUCCUAGUGGCUUACCUUCGGACCCAAGGGGUUCAUAUCUACCCAUAUUUGGAUGAUCUGCUAAUACGGUCCAAGUCUGAAGAGCUGGCUCAUCAUCAUUUAAUGAUCACCCUCAAUGUUUUGCAGACCUACGGCUGGCUUGUCAACUUCGACAAAAGCCAUCUCCAACCAACCCAACGCCUACUACACCUUGGGGCAAUGUUGGACACCCUGCAGGCAAUGGUCUUCCUGGCUCCAGAUCGCAUCAAUGCCAUCACCAGCAUCGCAAGGUCCCUGAUGCAACAAACAUGCGCAGACGUCAUGCUUCUCGCCAGAGCGCUCGGGAUGUUUAUCUCCACAAUCCACAUUGUGCCCUGGGCUCGAGCCCACACUCGGCCCCUUCAGUGGACUCUGUUGCCUUUUCAAAAAGACAUUGCCAGCUCCAACCAUCGCAAAGUUCGUUUGAGCCCCGCUCUGCGCCUCUCCUUCCGCUGGUGGACCAAGGUUCAACACCUCUCCAAGGGCACGUCGUUCAGAGAACCCCGCAGAACCGUCGUGACCACAGACGCCAGCCUCAUAGGUUGGGGAGCCCACUGCAACUCCCAGUACGUUCAGGGGGGUUGGCCCAACGCAGAGCAAUCUCGAAGCAUCAACUGGCUGGAACUAAAGGCUGUCCACUUGGCUCUAUGUCAUUUUCAGUCUCUGUUCCCUUUGCAUCAUGUGCUCAUUCGAACAGACAACACGUGUGUAAAAUCACAUUUGAACAGACAGGGGGGCACCAGGUCUCGUCCUCUGCAGGACUUAGCCUCCCUCAUCUUUGUCUGGGCAGAACAACAUCUACAAUCCCUGAAAGCAGAGCACCUCAGAGGAAUUUGGAAUGUGACAGCAGACUGGCUCAGCAGACAACAGGUCUUCCCGGGAGAAUGGAAACUUUAUCCAGCCAUUUUCCAUCGUCUCCAGUGUCGGUUCGGCGCCCUCUCAGUCGACCUGUUUGCUUCCAGUCACAAUUGCCAGCUUCCAAGGUACUUUGCCCGAUACCUGGACUCAACAGCAGAAGCAGUGGAUGCUCUGACAACACCGUGGCCAGACGGUCUAUUGUACGCCUUUCCUCCCAUACCAUUGUUAGCCAAAACCUUGAGGAAGGCGCGAACCGAAAGGGCACAGCUGGUUCUGAUAGCACCAUUUUGGCCACGCCGACCGUGGUUCUCAGAUCUUCUGGCAAUGUCAAUGAUGGAUCCUUGGACACUUCCAGUAACGCCAGACCUCCUAUCCCAGGGUCCAGUACUGCACCAGGACCCUACUUGGCUCAAUCUAACAGCGUGGCGUUUGAACGGAGACACUUGAGGUCAGCUGGACUGUCUGACGCUGUGAUUGAUAUUAUUUUGGCCUCGAGAAGACCAUCUACCACUCGCAUUUAUCAACAUACCUGGGUGGCUUUCUCCAAGUGGUGUCAGUCCCACCACCACGAUCCAUCCCAGGCCAAUGUGCACCAGGUGCUCCAAUUUCUCCAUAGUGGCUUUAUGAUGGGACUUCGACCCAACACUCUACGUCGACAUGCGUCUACUCUGUCAUCCAUUCUCUCAGUGUCCUCUCCUGGAGAUCAUAGUUCCUCACAUCCGUUCAUCAAACGUUUUUUGAGGGGAGUCGCCCUACGCUCUCCGGCUGUCGUCCAUCGGUUCCCCUCAUGGAGUUUGCCGAAAGUUCUGCAGGCUUUGCAACGCCCUCCAUUUGAACCCAUCAGGACUGUGCCCCUACGUAUACUGUCCUUCAAGGUCCUGUUUCUGAUUGCAAUCACAUCUGCCAGACGCGUUUCGGAGUUGGGCGCAUUGUCUUCUGCUAGACACCUCUGCGUCUUCCAUAAGGACUCUGUUGUGCUGAAGACUGACCCUUCCUUUCGUCCCAAGGUCGAUUCAGUUUUUCAUUGCAACCAGGACAUUGUGUUGCCUUCCUUUUGCCCGGAUCCUACACAUCCUCUUGAAAAGGCUUGGCAUUCGUUAGAUGUCCGGAGGGCUCUCAAGACCUAUCUGUCUAGGACCCAAGAGAUUCGACGAACGGAGUCUCUGUUUAUGUUGCAGUGCUAAUUGUGUGUUUAUGCCUCCAGGAGGCACUAAGACUUCAGCAAGAUGUGAGAAAGAAAAAACAA
Messenger RNA from Rhineura floridana, 2364 nucleotides. RefSeq lists its product as uncharacterized. The record is from RefSeq and is a predicted model, not a curated record. The transcript is spliced from 2 exons. The coding region runs from base 530 to 2302 and encodes 590 amino acids. Lineage: Eukaryota; Metazoa; Chordata; Lepidosauria; Squamata; Rhineuridae.